UCCGAAAGUCUGCACUGCGCAAACUCAGAGAGAGCGUAACUUUUGAUUGGCUGAAAACCCGGAAAUGACAUGUCUUCCGUUUCGCUGCUUCGCUUGUCCGGAAAAUUACUGAAAUAUAUUCUCGCUGUUUAAUACAACUAUUCUAGCUCUAUAACAUGUUUCAGAUAUAAGAAAAUCUGUCAAAUUAGAGAAAGAACUGACAGUUUUAGGUCUUGUCGAACGUCUGUUGGCUGUCUCCGUGUUCUGUAAUCUUACCCCAGUCCGUUCGCCUCACAGCUGGUCGGAGCUCGGGAUGGACGCGGACACAGACGGCUCGGAAGGGCCAGAUGAGUCCGGGAGGAGGCGAAGGGUGCACGGGAUGCUGAAGCUGUACUAUGGGCUGAACGAGGAGGGAAAGACCAGCGAGAAGUCGCCGUCUCUGGAUCCCUGCGACAUCAACGGGCCACAUUUCGACCCGGAGCUCUACCUCAACAAGCUGAGGAGGGAGUGCUCUCUGGCUGAGCUGAUGGACCAGGAGACCUGUAUGGUGAAGCAGAUUCGAUCCUUGGACAGUGACAUGCAGACUCUGGUCUAUGAAAACUACAACAAGUUCAUAUCUGCCACAGACACAAUAAGGAAAAUGAAAAACGACUUUAAAAAAAUGGAGGAUGAGAUGGAUUGUUUGUCUGCAAACAUGGCUGCGAUCACUGACUUCAGUGCUAGUAUCAGUGGCACUCUCCAGGAUCAGCACGCACAGAUUACUAAACUCUCUGGGGUUCACACUCUGUUGAGGAAGCUUCAGUUUCUGUUCGAGUUACCUGCUAGACUGAACAAGUGUCUGGAGCUGAAGGCCUACGCUCAGGCCGUGAGCUUUCACCGCAGAGCCCGCUGCGUCCUGCAGCAGUACAGCCACCUGCCCUCCUUCAAGGGCAUCCAGGACGACUGUCACGCCAUCAUGGACAAGCUGGCUCAGGAGCUUCGACAAAAGUUCAGGGAUGGAGGGACGAGUGCCAAGGAUUUGUCCGAGUGUGUCGAGCUGCUCCUACAGUUGGACGAGCCCGCAGAGGAACUUUGCGACAAAUUCCUGACCCAUGCCCGGUCUCGACUGGAGGCGGACCUGCAGGGCCUGGAGGCGGAGAUCAGACCUUACCCCACUGCUGUGAAAGAUGCUUCUGCACGCAGGUCUCCAGCAGGAUCCCCGACUGACUCCUCCCCUAAAGCCACUCCCACUCCAAACACUGACAUCCUGGAGUUCAUAGACCGAGGCUGCAAUGAAUUUGUGAGCAGCUUGUGUUUAGUUAUUACCUCCUAUCAAGAACUGUUCAUCAACCACGCUCAGACGGGGGAGCUGGCGUCCAAGAAUAUCCCUCAGAUGGCAAACAGGAAGCUGCACGUGUUCGUGGACGACCUGGCUGCGCAGUACUUCUCGCUGGUGGAAAGGAGGAUACAAGAGGAGAAGGGAGUCAGCGAUAACUCCCUCUUGGUCCGCGCACUCGACCGCUUCCACCGCAGGCUUCAGGCCGUCUCCAAACUGCUGCCGAGCUCCACCGUCCCGAACCAGGGCACAGAAAUCGUGAUCCGGGCAGCGACGGAGCGCGUCAAGCAGUACCUCGCCGCCCUGCAGAGCUUCUACAUGGACAGUCUGACGGAUGUGAGGCAGGCUCUGGCGGCGCCUCGCCUCUCUGUGGGUGGUGCCACUGGGUCAGGAGGCGGAGCUCAUCUAGGGGGCGGAGCCACCAGCAGAGAUGCUCCAAACAGUCUGCCGGAGCUGCUGUCUUCACUGUCAGCUUCUAUUCUCAACCAGAUUAAGUCGGUGUUGGCUUCAGUGCAUCUGUUUACAGCUAAAGACAUCACAUUCUCAAACAAACCCUACUUCAAGGGGGAGUUCUGCAGUCAGGGCGUACGUGAGAGUCUGGUGGUGAACUUCAUCAAGUUCGUGUGUCAGUCCUCUCGUCAGUUUUGUGAGAGCGCAGGCGACAAAGGAGGUUCCACUCCGCCGGCGCUUCUCCUGCUUCUGUCCCGCCUCUGCCUGGAUUUUGAAACAUCCACCAUCUCCUACAUACUGACUCUCACGGACGAGCAGUUCCUGGUGCAGCACCACAGUCCCGUAACGCCGGUCACGAUUUUGUGUACAGAAGCCAGAGAAGCGGCACAGAAACUGCUAAACCAUUAUGUCAAGGUUCAAGGACUGAUCAUCUCCCAAAUGUUACGAAAGAGCGUGGAAACACGGGACUGGGUCAACACCAUCGAGCCGCGAAACGUUCGCGCUGUAAUGAAGAGAGUCGUAGAAGACACGACCUCCAUUGAUGUCCAGGUGGGUCUUUUAUAUGAAGAAGGUGUGAGGAAAGCCCACAGCAGUGACUCCAGCAAAAGAACCUUCUCUGUGUACAGCAGCUCCAGACAACAAGUCCGCUACGCUGCCAGCUACACUCCAAGUGCUCCGAUGGAUACAAAUCUGCUGAGCAACAUCCACAAGCUGUUUUCUGAGAGGAUUGACAUCUUCAGCUCAGUGGAGUUCAACAAGGUGUCUGUGAUGACAGGAAUCAUCAAAAUCAGUCUGAAAACAUUCCUGGAGUGUGUCCGUCUGCGUACUUUCGGGCGCUACGGGCUGCAGCAAAUCCAAGUGGACUGCCACUACCUGCAGAUGUACCUGUGGCGCUUUGUUUCUGACGAGAACCUCGUGCAUUUCCUGCUGGAUGAGAUCGUGGGAAGCUGUGCUCACCGAUGUCUAGACCCGGCUCCGAUGGAGCAGAGUGUGAUCGAGGUCAUCUGUGAGAGAGGUUGAGGUUCAGCCUUAAAGUUUAGACAUCGUACCCUGGCUCUUUUCUUUUUUUUUUUUUGAAAUGAUACUGUCAACAUCUUGUGCUCAGAAACUCUUGAGAGAAAUCAGCUGAAGUAUUGUAAACACUCUUGAUUGUGAAUGACUGUUCAUUUCUAGGAUGUUACCUUUGAAGUGCAGACACUUUGGAUUUGCAUGUUUAUUUCAUGCUAUGUACUUGACACUAAAAUCCAGAAAAUGCUUCUUGUUAAAUUUCAAAUCAAUGGAUAAGAUUGUUCUAUGAUUAUACUAAUAUAUUCAGUAGGUGACUACUUUGUUGUUCAAUUUGUAAUCAAUAAAUGUGUUAAUUGUCUAACAUUAAAUGAUGAGAAAACUUGA
Messenger RNA from Oryzias melastigma (Indian medaka), 3136 nucleotides. RefSeq names its product VPS51 subunit of GARP complex (gene vps51). The record is from RefSeq and is a predicted model, not a curated record. Gene Ontology annotation, biological process: lysosomal transport; Golgi organization; retrograde transport, endosome to Golgi. Gene Ontology annotation, cellular component: GARP complex; membrane; EARP complex. The coding region runs from base 293 to 2764 and encodes 823 amino acids. The transcript is spliced from 11 exons. NCBI's taxonomy places the organism in Eukaryota, Metazoa, Chordata, Actinopteri, Beloniformes, Adrianichthyidae.